Vitis vinifera (wine grape) is the source of this 2724-nucleotide messenger RNA. RefSeq lists its product as uncharacterized. Bases 96 to 2480 code for a protein of 794 amino acids. Gene Ontology annotation, molecular function: S-adenosylmethionine-dependent methyltransferase activity. Lineage: Eukaryota; Viridiplantae; Streptophyta; Magnoliopsida; Vitales; Vitaceae. The record is from RefSeq and is a predicted model, not a curated record. The transcript has 16 exons.
CUAACAAAAUCAGUCAUCAUACUAAACCCUAGAAACUUUUAAACCCACAAAACCCACACUCAACAACACAGACAGGAGAAGGAAGAAGAGGGAAAAUGUCAAAGAAGAAGCAAUCAGAAGAAGAACUGCUGCAAACCCUAGGAGACUUCACUAGCAAAGAAAAUUGGGAUAAGUUCUUCACCAUCAGAGGCUCUGACGACUCCUUCGAGUGGUAUGCCGAGUGGCCUCAGCUCAAAGACCCUCUCCUCUCCCACCUCUCCUCAACUGCUCCUCCGUCUGACCCUGCCAGUGAACCACCUCAGCCUCCUCCUCCACCGUUGCAAAUCCUAGUCCCUGGCUGCGGCAAUUCUCGCCUCUCCGAGCACCUCUACGACGCUGGAUUCCAUGGGAUUACAAAUGUUGAUUUCUCCAAAGUUGUCAUCUCGGAUAUGCUGAGGCGCAAUGUGAGGUCGCGGCCCGAUAUGCGGUGGCGCGUCAUGGACAUCACCAGCAUGCAGUUCCCAGAUGGGAGCUUUGAUGCUAUCCUUGAUAAGGGGGGAUUGGAUGCUUUGAUGGAGCCCGAGCUUGGACCAAAGCUGGGGAAGAUGUAUUUAACAGAGGUAAAGAGAGUAUUGAAAUCUGGGGGGAAAUUUAUAGGCCUUACCUUGGCAGAAUCUCACGUUCUAGGUUUGCUUUUCUCUAAGUUCCGAUUUGGGUGGAAAAUGAGUAUUCAUGUUGUAUCUCAGAAACCGUCUAAUAAGCCAAGCCUUCUAACUUUUAUGGUGGUGGCUGAGAAAGAGAGUUCUACUGUGUUACACCAGAUUACUACAUCAUUUGCUCGUUCAUCUCUUGAUCUUAAUGGGAAUCAGGCUCGUGGACUCUAUGAAGCAAUUGAAAAUGAGAAUAGAAUUCGUAGAGAAUACUCAAAUGGUUCUGAUUUAAUAUACUCUCUUGAAGAUUUGCAACUAGGAGCUAAAGGGGAUCUGUUGGAGCUUAGCCAAGGUCGUCGGUUCCAGCUUACUUUGGGUGAAUAUGAGGGCUCUCGUUUCAGUUACAGAGCCGUGGUGCUUGACGCUCGACAAAUGACUGAGCCAUUCUUAUAUCAUUGUGGUGUUUUUCUUGUGCCUAAGACUCGGGCUCAUGAAUGGCUCUUUUCCUCAGAAGAAGGACAAUGGAUGGUGGUUGAAAGCUCAAAGGCAGCUCGUUUAAUAAUGGUUUUAUUAGACACCAGCCACACUAAUGCUAGCAUGGACGAUAUUCAGAAGGAUUUGUCUCCCCUAGUUAAGCGCUUGGCACCUGCAAACAAUAACACUGGAGCUCAAAUUCCCUUCAUGAUAGCAGGUGAUGGGAUCAAGCAACGGAAAAUUGUGCACCAGGUCACAUCUACCUUGACUGGACUAAUAACUGUUGAAGACGUGGUCUACGAAAAUGUUGAUGGAAAAGUCAGCCACCUUGUGCCAUCUAAAGCUUUGUUAUUUCGCCGCCUUACUUUUCAACGAGCUGAGGGUUUGGUGCAGUCUGAAGCUUUGCUAACAAGGGAAGGAGGCACUCAGAAAAUUGUUAGUGAAACAGAGAGAAAGAAAAGCAUCUCCUCUUCCAAGUCUAGAAAAAAAGGAAACCAGAAAAAAAUUGAUUCUCUUGCAAUUCAUGGAUCUAGCAACAACUUGAAGGUCUACCAUAACUAUUUGGCUAGUUCUUAUCAUAUGGGAAUCAUUUCGGGCUUUAUGUUAAUUUCUUCUUAUUUGGAAAGUGUGGCAUCGACAGGAAGAACAGUUAAAGCAGUUGUUAUUGGUCUUGGAGCAGGUUUACUUCCUAUGUUUCUCCAUGGGUGUAUGCCUUUCUUAGACAUUGAGGUGGUGGAGUUGGAUCCUGUGAUUUUAAAUCUUGCUAGGAAUUACUUCGGCUUUUGUGAAGACAAACAUUUGAAGGUACAUAUUGCUGAUGGAAUCCAAUUCGUCAGAGGGGUUGCUGCUGAUGGAGUGAGUGGAAAGCAUGUAAAUAAUGAUGCUCAAUGCGAUGCAGAGUGCCCUUCUUCCAAUGGAAGUUGCACUGCAUCUCACGCAGAGCGCAAAGUAAUUAGCAAGUUUGACAUACUUAUUAUUGAUGUUGACUCUUCAGACUCGAGUUCUGGGAUGACAUGCCCUGCUGCAGACUUUGUGGAUGAGUCUUUUCUCUUAACUGUAAAGGACUCUCUUUCUGAUCAAGGUCUCUUUGUUGUUAAUUUGGUCUCAAGAUCCCGAGCCAUCAAGAAUAUGGUUGUCUCACGGAUGAAAGCGGUCUUCAGCCACUUAUUUUGCCUCCAGCUUGAGGAAGACGUUAAUGAAGUUCUUUUUGCUCUUCGUACUGAGGAUUGCAUUAAGGAGGAGCAGUUCGGUGAAGCUGCAGUCGAACUGGAGAAGCUGUUAUCCUGGGACAGAAAUGAUCUUCCUGGGAAAUCUAAACCCCCAGAGAUGAGUCAAAUCAUUGGAGAUUCUACUGAGAAAAUCAAGUGUUUGAAGUGAUACCCAUGUUACCUAUAGAUGAAGUGAAAUGCUUUCUUGGGUGAAAUUUGUUGAGCCUGUGAAGCUUAUUCAUCGCUGGGAAUUUUGAGCUGUGUUCAGAGACCUGCCACCACAGCCAUACUUGGAAGAAAAAGGUUACUAAAGAAUGCCGUUGUUUAUGAUAUAAAACUGUUUUUUCAACUUUAAAGACAUGUUUGGCGUUUUUACAUAGAAAGGCCUGUCUGUGAAAGUUGCCUUGAUUAUU